AUGGCUGCUGGCGUUUUUUCUUGGGGUUGUGGGGAUGCUGGUCAACUGGGCCAAAUCCGUUAUGAUAACUGGCCUUCUAAGACGCCCGGUAAUUCAACUAUUAAUCCGGUUGAUGGGAAUACGGCGGCCAACAGUCCAAACAGCAUCCGUCGUAGCCAUAAGGGCGGAGAUAUGAUGCCAAAUCCCGGCUUUCUGAGCUCAGCUAAUAACAAGAGCCUUAAUUGGGUUCAUCCGAUGCCAAUGAUGAUUCUUAAGCAGGCACUCUCCAAGGUAGGUAAAGAUUGUUAUUUGGGCACUUUUAGUUAA
Protopolystoma xenopodis is the source of this 306-nucleotide messenger RNA. NCBI's taxonomy places the organism in Eukaryota, Metazoa, Platyhelminthes, Monogenea, Polystomatidea, Polystomatidae. The record is from the annotation of a GenBank genome assembly.